Messenger RNA from Clupea harengus (Atlantic herring), 3616 nucleotides. It is a transcript of the gene cacng8a, whose product is annotated as calcium voltage-gated channel auxiliary subunit gamma 8a. The record is from RefSeq and is a predicted model, not a curated record. Gene Ontology annotation, molecular function: channel regulator activity; voltage-gated calcium channel activity. Gene Ontology annotation, cellular component: postsynaptic density membrane; AMPA glutamate receptor complex. NCBI's taxonomy places the organism in Eukaryota, Metazoa, Chordata, Actinopteri, Clupeiformes, Clupeidae. Gene Ontology annotation, biological process: calcium ion transport; neurotransmitter receptor internalization; transmission of nerve impulse.
UGCCCUGCUCCUGAACCAUAUCCAUCCACUAGACUCGGGUCUGCUUUAUUUCCAGUUGUGUCCAAAUACUACCCAUGUCCCAGGGCAUGUUGUUUUCCCUGCCAUGACCAGCAUGACCGACCCCUGCUUGGCCCAUGAACCUGACUGUCAUCAUAGAUCUGUAUCGGUCAGACUGCCCGCUCUCCUACACCGCAGUUGGCCUCUGACACCAUGGCACCAAUGGUCUAGCAUCCUCAGUCCUCUUUCUCCUCACAAAGGACAGAAGGUUGCCAAUGUGUCCAUGGGUGGUCAUACCCAAGGAUUUGACAUGAAGCAAGACCACAGAUGAAGAUCCUGAUGAGAUUCCACUGACGAACCACUGCUGCUUUUGUCUCAUCUCAAAGUCUGUGUGAUGGUUCUAUGGAGUAGGUGAGGGAGCUUGUGUAAGAUCUGUAUGAGGAUGUUGCAUGUGAAAAUGCAUAGGAGAGGGGCUGUGCAUGAUCAUAUACUGUCAUGCUGGCCAACCCAGUGUAUGGAAGCAUGGGGGCCAGGUGUCAGCUUCCCCUCCGCAGGGAGAUAUCAUACCACAGGAUUCCAACGUCACCGGCAGUGGUCAAAGACCUGCAGAAGGACUGUGCGGUCAUAUACUGCUUAUUCUCCACCAAAAAAUCCCCUAUCUCAUCCCACUCUCCCCAUUCCUAACAGGCACAACCUACCACCACCAUCACCCCCCCCCCCUUUCUCAUUCUGUUUCUGUUCUCGACUUUGGAAUCCACUGUUGCCAUGGCGAUGGAAUGGAGCACGCUCUUGCUGUCGCUUGCUCUCCCUUUUCUUCCUUUUUCAUAUAUGUCUCCUGUCUUUCCACGACUGUGUGGAAGAGAGACGUAACUAUAACAGGACCGGUUCUCCUGUCAGUCUCACAGACGGAUGACACCAUGAGGACCAAAGCAAGGACUCCUGCCAUGAACAUAUACUGAGGACAGAGGGAGGAAGGAAAUCAACACAAAUAUCCCUCCCACCUAUAGGCAAAGAAUAGGGAGUCAAACAGAAGAGAGGAGAGAGAGAGAGAGAGAGAGAGAGAGAGAGAGAGAGAGACGGAGGACAGUCGAUGGAUACAGCCUGGACAGAGAGACUCUUCAGUUAAAGGACUAAGGACUCUUGAGACAUGGAGGGUCCAGGAAGACACUUGCCUCCAGCCAUGGUGUGGUGUGAGCGGGGUAUCCAGGUGCUCCUCACUACCGUGGGAGCCUUUGCGGCCUUUACCCUGAUGGCGGUGGCCAUCGGCACAGACUACUGGCUCUACGCCCGGGCUUUCAUCUGCAACAGCACAGCCAACUCCUCCAAUCAGGACGACCCCCACAACAAGGACAAGAAGGACCCGGGAGCCCUAACCCACUCCGGACUGUGGAGGAUCUGCUGUCUAGAGGGGUUGAAAAGAGGGGUGUGCUCCCAGAUCAAUCACUUUCCAGAGGAUGCUGAUUACGACCAGGAUGCUGCAGAGUACCUCUUACGUGUAGUGCGUGCCUCCAGCAUCUUCCCCAUCCUGAGUGCCAUCUUGCUGCUGCUGGGCGGCGUGUGCGUGGCCUCCAGCCGCUUCUACAAGACUAAGAGGCACAUCAUCCUGGGAGCCGGCAUCCUGUUUGUGGUGGCAGGCCUGAGCAACAUCAUCGGGGUGAUUGUGUACAUCUCGGCGGCCCUAAGCGACAUCUCGCCAAAGAAGGACGAGGACAAGAAGUGGCACUACUCGUACGGCUGGUCCUUCUACUUCGGCGGCCUGUCCUUCAUCAUGGCUGAGGUGGUGGGCGUGCUGGCGGUGAACAUCUACAUCGAGCGCAACAAAGAGCUGCGCUGCCGCUCGCGCACCGACCUGCUGCGCACCACCACCUCUGCCAUGCUGCGCCUGCCAGGUUACCGCUUCCGGCGCCGCUCGCGUUCCAGCUCCCGCUCCACCGACCCCACCGCCCACUCCCGAGACCCCUCCCCCGGCCCAGCCUCCAAAAACUUCGGCCCGCCCCUGGCCGCGGGGCCGCCUCCAUUCUCCGUGGCGACGCUGCCAAACCCGCACACGCAGCACAGCGGCGGCGGCGGAGGUGGCGUGGGUGACUUCUCCAUGUACACGCUGUCGCGCGAGAAGCCACCCAUGUACGGCACGGUGGACCGCUCCUCGCUCUACCAGCUGCACAACUACUUCCCCACCAAGGAGGGUGCCGGCGCCGCCGCCAGCGUGAUGAUGGGCGGCACGCUGCCCUCGCUUUCCAAGUCCAACCUGGCCGCAUCGCUGCAGAGUGGCACCGCCACACUCAACACACUGUCUUCCUCCGGCGGGGGCCAGCAGCCGCCCUCCUCCACUGCCACCAUGGAGCGCGACCGUGGCCACGGCACACUGGACCGCGACCGCGACCGUGGCCACGGCACACUGGACCGCGACCGCGACCGCGGCCACGGCACACUGGACCGCCUGGACCGCAAGGGGGACAGUUCCAACUCCAACACGCUCAACAGGAGGACCACGCCCGUGUGACCGCACCCAUAAACAAGGGAAAGGGGGGGGGAGAAGAAAGGGUUGGGGAAAGUCGGAAAAAGAGGAAAAAGAGAAUAAAAAGAAGACGGGAUAGGGAAAAAAUGGAAACGGAAACGGAGGAGAGAGGAAGAGAUUUGGUUGGCUGAGAAUGAAACACCUCAGAGACUGGAUAACAGGAGGUAUGGAUAGUGGGGAGGGACAAAAGAGGAAAAUGGAGGAAUUAUAGCCAUGGCCUGACCAAUAGGAGGAGAGGGGAGAGAGGAAUGAGAGUUGCUUUUCUCUCUUAUUCACCCUCUUCUCUUCAACUCUAUUUUUCAAUACUUUCAAUUAAUCUCCAACAGGACUAGAGCAGCAUCAAUGCCAUUAUUGAAUAUUGGUUCAUUAAAAAAAUGCACAUAACGUCUGCAAUGGUGAUCUUUCAUUCCUAGUGCUUUAUCAAUAGGUUAUUCAGACCUAACUUCUUAUGUAUUAGCAAUUUGCCGUUGUUUUUAAUUGUAGAUAUAAUUACUAGGCUAUAUGUUUUUUUUGUAGGAGUGUAGUUUUCUGUUUAAGGUAUCAGCUGUGGAAACUGUGGAAACAUAGUAAGAUGUCAUUUGCUGUGAAGCAUGUGGGCAAAAUGUGAGAGAGUAUCAAGUACGUGUCUGUAAACAUUUAUUUAUAUAUUCAUUUCAUCAUAUUAUUAAAAUUAAUGAUACUACUGAGAUUUUUUUUUUUUUGAAGACACACUAUUUAGAUCAGUGUUUUCUAUUACCGUAACUGAAAAGUAACUGAAAAGUGUGCUAGCUGUUAGACUUUUAUAUGUCAUAAAUAAAUAUGUAAUUUAUUUAUUGAUGGUUGUACUGUUGAUAUGAUUACAGGUUAUUAUGACAUGACGUGAACUGUAUGUGUCGUGUGAGAAGCCGAACGCCAGGACAAAAGAACAUUCCUUUGAUUUUUGGACUCAUUUUUCAUUCUGUGGACAUUGAUGAUGGGGGAGCAAUACCAAUAACUAAACACCUCACCAGAAUCAAAAUGACAAAAGUAUCCUUCAGAAAAUAGAAUUCAUUAUAUAAACAUUAUAUCUAUAUCUAUAUAAUGUGGAAUAAUUUUUUGAAAAAUAAAAAAUGAUAUAUUCUA